Messenger RNA from Monodelphis domestica (gray short-tailed opossum), 4597 nucleotides. RefSeq names its product mitogen-activated protein kinase 10 (gene MAPK10). Gene Ontology annotation, biological process: protein phosphorylation. The record is from RefSeq and is a predicted model, not a curated record. Gene Ontology annotation, molecular function: ATP binding; MAP kinase activity. Lineage: Eukaryota; Metazoa; Chordata; Mammalia; Didelphimorphia; Didelphidae.
CUUUUUUUGGUUAUAGACACUUGUUGAAAAUCUUAGCUAGCACUGUGUUUUAAAUUUCCAGAUCAUAAUGAACUAUGCCACCCUUUUAUACUUAUCCUCAGUUAUCCAUAUUUGCUUACAUGUCUUGUAUAUACAUAUCAUUUUAAAAAUUGAUUCAAUUAAUUAAUUAUCUCCACAUUUUCUCUAGACAGUUACUUUUCUAAACCUCAUCUGAAUGAUUGUUUGAUUUAAUCAUCAGAAUUUCUGGAUCAAGAACCCUCCUCUAUGUUGAACUCAGUGAAUCAUUAAUGUUUGCCAUCCAUGCUCAUCACUCCAAUUUUUUAUCACUCAAAUUAUUCCAAAAAACUUUUUUAAUGAACUUUAUUUGAUUUCAACUUUAUUGGAAGAAAAGAGUAUUAAGCUACUCAAAAGCUGAAAAGAAUCUUGAGGGAAUCUAGACAUCUCCCUUGAAGCACAGGACCAAGUGCUGGCUGGAUCUAGUCUAUCCCAUUCUUGAUGUCUUUGAAAUCUACUCUGCUAACAUCUAGAGUAUGUCAUACUAUUCCUAGAAUUUCCUUCCAUAUCUGUCACAAAUUCCAAGAUGGCAUGAUGGCAUUUUUCCCCCUGAGUUUUAUUAUUUCCCUUUCACCAUCUGAGGUCCACCAGCACCCUUUUAAUAGGAAAGCUACUGUAAGCUGUUGGCCAGUUUGCUUUGUCCUAACCCAGCAAGUUGGCACUUAGCUUUCCCAAAUAUUCAUACCCUUCCUCCUAAAAAAUUUUCUAAAUUGCGCAAGUACUUUUUGAAUCAGCAGUACCUCUACGAGGCCUAUAUCCCAAAGAUGUCAAUAAAUAAAGAAAAGAACCUCUGUGAAAAAAAUUAUAACAACUCUUUUUAUAGUGGCAAAGAAUUAGUUACUAAGAAAGUGUCCAUAAUUGGUUAAUAGCUGAACAAAUUAUGGGGUACAAAUGAAUAGAAAACUCCUGUGCUGAAGAAAUGAGGAAAAGGACAGUUUAAAAACACUUGCAUGAAACAUAUGACAUCACUUGUCACAUGUACAUAUGAGUAUGUGAUUUGGGGUUUAGGCCUUAAAAAAUGGAUCUCUAGCAAAAAUGAAUAAUAUGGAAAUAGGUAUCAAGUGACAAUACUUGUACAACCCAGUGGAAUUGCUUGUCAGGAGCAGGGAGAGAAGAGAGGAGGGAAAGAAAAUGAAUUAUGUAAACAUGGAAAAAUAUCUUUAAAAAAAUAAAUAAAAUUAAAAAUAAAAACACUUGUAUAAACUCUUACAGAAUGAAGGGAGAAGAAUCAGUAGAACUAUGUAGGCCCAAAUUGUACAAAUUAAAAAUUGUUAAGAACCACGACUGGAGAAUUGAAAUGAGACAUAUUAUACUUGGACAUGGAAAAAAAAUUUUUUUUCCUUGACUGAAUAUUUGAUAAGAGAGUUUUCUUUUCUUUUCUAGUGCUGGGGUGGGGAUAAAGAACAAAAAAUAGUUAAAAAAAUCUAAAAAAGAAAAAAAUGGGCCUGUGUGGCCUUAAUCUACACAGGGUCUUUCAAAGCACUAUACAAUUUCCCAGAUUAUUUCUCCUGAACAAUUCAAUGUCCAUCUCAUUCAUUGUCUAUCUUUUUUCCCUAUAAAGUGUCAACAUGGAAUCUGGGAACUCCAAAUUUGUGGCCUAGUGGGAUCUGAUGAACCCCGAAUUUCAGGACUAGCUUAUAGGUUGGAGACCCCAAAGCUUGUCCUUGUUUCCUGUUCCCAUGGGCAUCUACCCUGAAGGGAAUCCCAGGCUGGCAGUCUCAGAUUGUGUGGGGGAUCCUCAGGGGAAAUACUUCUAAAUAUUUUAUACACACAUAUCCUGAUGGACUAACUCAGAGUUGCCUUUUCAAUGUCAGGUCAUCAUCUGAGGGUUAUACAUUUUGAACCAUUUUUUCCUAGUAUAGAUGGUUAGACAGAUCUCUUCCAAGUGACCGUGGGAUUCAUUGUGAAGGUUUUCUAACACUACUAGAAUGGGUUAGUAUAAUGCUAUUUAACAAUGGAAGCAUUUAGAGAACCUUGUUAUCAAGUCUUCUGCUGGUGACUCGUGUGGAGGAGCCUUUAUGACAUUUGGUGAAGAAUUUAGAUGAGAAUAUCUCUGUUCAAUGCUCACUUGUUAAAAGCAGAGCACUGAACAAAGAUGUCUGAAAGUUGUGUUUGUUUUAGAAUGGAUGUGCCUUGUUUAAGGAGAGCCUUUAAGGCUGUAUUUUGUUCUCUCAAUUCAAAUGAGCUUUAGAAACAGUGAACCACAGAGAUGGUAAGUUGUUGAGUUUUUUUGUAUUUCUCAUUUAGUUGUAUUGCUGUGAAGAUAUGCUCUACUAUAGAGAAACAUUUCAUGGGCCCCCUCACCACAAGCCCAGCCCAGAAUAGUCUAGAAAAGAUUGAACAGCUAUGGGCAAAAAGGGAUUUGAUAAACAAGUGGAUGUGUCAUAUAUUGCCAAACAUUACAACAUGAGCAAAAGCAAAGUAGACAACCAGUUCUACAGUGUAGAAGUGGGAGAUUCAACGUUCACAGUUCUCAAACGCUACCAGAAUCUAAAGCCUAUUGGCUCUGGGGCUCAGGGAAUCGUUUGUGCUGCAUAUGAUGCUGUUCUUGACAGAAAUGUGGCCAUUAAGAAGCUCAGCAGACCAUUUCAGAACCAAACACAUGCCAAACGGGCUUACAGGGAGCUGGUCCUCAUGAAGUGUGUGAAUCAUAAAAAUAUUAUCAGUUUAUUAAAUGUCUUCACACCACAGAAAUCACUAGAAGAGUUCCAAGAUGUUUACCUUGUGAUGGAAUUGAUGGAUGCAAACUUGUGCCAGGUCAUUCAAAUGGAAUUGGACCAUGAGCGCAUGUCUUACCUCCUGUACCAAAUGUUAUGUGGCAUCAAGCACCUUCACUCUGCUGGGAUCAUCCACAGGGAUUUAAAGCCCAGUAACAUUGUGGUAAAAUCUGAUUGCACAUUGAAAAUUCUAGACUUUGGAUUGGCCAGGACUGCAGGCACAAGCUUCAUGAUGACUCCAUAUGUGGUGACACGUUAUUACAGAGCCCCGGAAGUCAUCCUGGGAAUGGGCUACAAAGAGAAUGUGGAUAUAUGGUCUGUAGGAUGCAUUAUGGGAGAAAUGGUUCGCCACAAAAUCCUCUUUCCAGGAAGGGAUUAUAUUGACCAGUGGAACAAAGUAAUUGAGCAACUAGGAACACCAUGCCCAGAAUUCAUGAAGAAAUUGCAACCUACAGUAAGAAACUAUGUGGAGAAUCGGCCCAAGUAUGCAGGCCUUACUUUCCCCAAGCUCUUUCCGGAUUCCCUCUUCCCUGCUGACUCUGAGCACAAUAAACUUAAAGCCAGCCAAGCCAGAGACCUUUUGUCCAAGAUGCUAGUGAUUGAUCCAGCCAAAAGGAUAUCAGUGGAUGAUGCCUUACAGCAUCCAUACAUCAAUGUCUGGUAUGAUCCUGCAGAAGUAGAGGCGCCUCCUCCACAGAUAUAUGAUAAACAGCUGGAUGAAAGAGAACAUACCAUUGAAGAAUGGAAAGAACUGAUCUAUAAGGAAGUAAUGAAUUCUGAAGAAAAGACUAAAAAUGGAGUAGUAAAAGGACAACCUUCUCCUUCAGCACAGGUGCAGCAGUGAACAGCAGUGAGAGCCUCCCUCCAUCCUCUUCUGUCAACGACAUCUCCUCCAUGUCCACUGACCAGACCCUGGCAUCUGACACUGACAGUAGCUUGGAGACCUCAGCAGGACCACUUGGUUGUUGCAGGUGACUAGCCGCCUGCCUGCGAAACCCAGCGUUCUUCAGAAGAUGAGGAAACUGAAAAUAUGCACAACCGUGUGUGUGUGGGAUGUGAUAAUUAAGAGAAAAUGGGAAGGAAAGAACAAAAUCUAAAAUUGAAACCAAUCUUUCAGCUUGCUUCUUCUGCAGAGUUAUGUAUUGCAACUUCGCUCAAGUGUAUAUUUAACUUAUAAUUACUCUGCUUUCUUCUUCUUCUUCUUCUUCUUCUUCUUCUUCUUCUUCUUCUUCUUCUUCUUCUUCUUCUUCUUCUUCUUCUUCUUCUUCUUCUUCUUCUUCUUCUUCUUCUUCCUCCUCCUCCUUCUUCCUCCUACAGAAAAGAACAUGUGUACUCACACAUACAUACACACACACUUACACACAAUUAAAGGAGCCUUUUCCCAUAAAGUAUACAUGAAUGGCUACCAAACCAGCAACCUGCGCCCACCCUUUCACUGGCAUGGCAAGGUGUGCAGUGGCCCCUGCAUGUGUCUCUGUCCUGCAUCUACCUGCUCCUUUUGGCUUAGUCAGAUGGAUGUCGAUACAGGUCCACAUGUGUCUAUUUACACACACAGCACGGCAUUUACAUAGAGAUGAUAUAGUAUCUUUAGCGCUGUCCAGAUACAGUACAUACUGUGUUCCUCAGUGGUCCAUUUCAUGUGAACUCUUACUAUGACAUAAACUCAUCUGUAAUAUCUUGCCAGCAUAUAAGCUGUUUAGUUUGUUAAUUAAGUUGUAUGUCUUAUAAGAAGCUUUGUAAAAGGGGGAAAAAUUGUGAGUGAGCGCUCUCAGAUAAUUGAAGAUAAUGUAGCAUCCAAAUGUGAGCUGAUUAAAAUGUUAUCUGUA